AUGGAUCUUGAGUGGGCAGUGGUGGUCGGUGCUCGGAGUGGCUAUGUGGAAACAUUCCAGAGAAACGCGGAUACAUGGUGGCCCUCCUCAUCGAUGAGCUUGCGGCUACGGAGAAGAUUAAUACUCAAAGCUUGUGAGUACUCUAGUACAGUACAUCCGUGCUCAAUGAAUACUCAAAGCUUCUGUGAACCACUUCAUGAGGGGUGGCUGGACUUGCUGCAGACGAUGUUGUUCUCCUUGACGCACGCGAUCACCUCGGCGCCGGUGAAACCUAGCCGCUGGAACGCCGUCGAGACGCUUCCGUCCUUUUCGGCGGCGGCGCAGCGUGAAGCACCAUUGGCAUACCACCACUGCGCCGUGAGCUCGAAUAGCACAGCCGGGAGAGAGCCGCUGAGGUUGUUGCCCGCGAGCCCCAAGAACUUGAGCUUCCGGAGCCUGCCGUACCUCUUGGGGAUCGUGCCAGAGAAGAAGCCGCCCCUGAUGUCGAGCGUCUUGAGCUCUGUGGCGUUGCCGAGGUCUUCCGGGAGCGGGCCGACGAAGUUGUUUCCGGACGCGUUGAAGUGGGCCAGCGAGCCGCAAGAGCCGAGGCCGGCCGGGAACCGGCCGGCGAAGCCGUUGUCGCUGACGUCAAACUCCCGGAGCAUCGGGAUUGACACCAACGCCGUCGGCAGCACGCCCGCGAACGCGUUGCCCCGGAGCAAGACCGAGUUGAGCGCGGUGAGGCCGAGGACGGCGUCCGGGAUGGUGCCGCUGAGGUUCAUGCCCGCCAGGUCAAGGCCGGUGACCGCGCCAAGGUCGUCGCAGCGCACGCCCUUCCAGCCGCAAUGCGGCGCCGAGCCCCCAGCCCCGGAGCUCCCCCAGUGGGUCGACGAGCGACGCCCUGAUGGCCAGCAGCAUCGCCGCCUCGUCGCUCGUGGCGGCAGCGCCAUUGGACGCCCCGGCGCAGCACACGAGCGACAAUGA
Triticum turgidum subsp. durum (durum wheat) is the source of this 963-nucleotide messenger RNA. NCBI's taxonomy places the organism in Eukaryota, Viridiplantae, Streptophyta, Magnoliopsida, Poales, Poaceae. The record is from the annotation of a GenBank genome assembly.